AUGAGCGAACAAGAGGCUGGUCGAGGUCGUAGUCCGGCUGGUCAAGACACACGAAUCCCACCAUGGACUUCGCCUUCACAACAACCCUCCCAAGAUCUAUUACUCCCUCAUAGCAAUGCUCCACAACACCAGGCCGCACCAUUUGAGCAUGCUUGCAGAGAUCUUACGCCACACCAAACAGCUGCCCGUUCGACUAGCAGCAGAGAGAUUCCAGAUGUCCGAAGUCAGCCAGUUGCUCAAAGCAAUGUGGCUGGACAGCAAGGUGUUGCAAAUCCGCUGGCUGGUUUUACCAGAUUGACAUUACAAUGCCAGACUACUCAGGGGGGUGAAGAGGAGCCGAUUUCAGCCACAGGCAGAGAGCGUCUCACUGUCAGGGGUUUGCAGACCUCUCAAGCUGGCCCUACGUACCACCAUUCUGCUGGUCCAGUUGCAGGUGGGAAACGCUCAAGACAUCAGGGGCCGCACGCUGGUCAAGACAGAUUCUUCUCCACAGCGGCCUGCACGCAGGGCAAGAACCCUAGUAAAUCCAUCUGCUUCAGACAGACAGACUUCUCGAACUGA
Messenger RNA from Endocarpon pusillum Z07020, 561 nucleotides. RefSeq lists its product as uncharacterized. NCBI's taxonomy places the organism in Eukaryota, Fungi, Ascomycota, Eurotiomycetes, Verrucariales, Verrucariaceae. The transcript has a single exon. The record is from RefSeq and is a predicted model, not a curated record. The coding region runs from base 1 to 561 and encodes 186 amino acids.